GAUGACCGAAGGCUGGUGGUUCGACGGGGACAAGCGUUCCAGUUGAAGAUGGCACUCAGCAGACACUUCAAUGUUAAAACUGACGACCUGACCAUCCUGUUGCAAGUUGAAGAUGAAGAAAUACGUUCUGAUGACACCACUGCCAAAAUACAGCUUUCGAAAGACGAGAAUGAGGUAAAGAAAGGAUGGAACGCUGUAUUAAAGAGCCAAGCGGAUACUUUUAUUACGAUGUCUGUGUCUUCGCCUGCCGAUUGCAUCGUGGCAAAAUGGACGAUUCAAGUCAAAACAGCAACUAAAACUGAAGCUGGGAUCGAAUCGUCUGACUAUACUCUGCCUCUUCCUAUUUACAUACUCUUUAAUCCUUGGUGCGAAAAUGACAACGUCUACAUGGCGGAUGCCAAUCAUAGAGAAGAAUACGUUGAAAAUGAUGAUGGGGUAAUAUUUGUAGGAACUUCCGAUGACAUCAAGAGGAAAGGAUGGUCUUACGCACAAUAUGAUAAGGAUAUACUCGAUUGUGCUGUGUAUUUGAUGAAAAAUAUUGGCAUGAUCAAGGGUCGUGCUAGAGGAGACCCAAUCGCAACAACCCGAGCUCUAUCGGCCGCUGUGAACAAUGAUAUAAGAGGAGAGAUUUCUGAAGAUCACGGAAUAUUGGUUGGGCGGUGGAAUGCACCAUACACAGAUGGCACCCUUCCAAUGGAUUGGUUCGGAUCUUCAAAAAUAAUCCAACAAUAUUACGGAACGAAACAACCCGUGAGAUACGCUCAGUGUUGGGUGUUCGCGGGUACUUUGACAACAGUCCUCAGAGCCUUAGGUAUUCCCUGCCGUCCAGUAUCGUGCUUCACAUCUGCUCACGACAACAACGGGGACUUGAUAAUCCUGAAAGACGAGGAAUCAAUUUGGAACUUCCAUGUCUGGAAUGAGGCUUGGAUGACUCGUCCCGAUCUGGGCACCGAGUACAGCGGUUGGCAGAUCGUCGAUGCCACUCCCCAGGAGAUGUCCAGUGGGAAGUUCCAGUGUGGGCCGGCGUCCCUCGCAGCCAUAUAUAACGGAGACAUGGAUCUUCCGUACGAUAACAAAUUCGUCUUCGCCGAGAUCAACGCUGACUGGAUACAAAUUGGCCCCGAUAAAAAGGUGCAGUUAGUGAACACUACUUCUAUUGGACAAAAAAUCUCAACCAAAGCCAUCGGGAGUUACGAACGAGAGGACCUGACAAAUUGUUACAAAUCACCAGAAGGCAGUAUACGCGAGAGAGAAACGUUUUUAAAGGCUCUGGUGAAGUCUGAAAGUGAAAAAUAUCGGGAAUAUUAUCAAAUUGAAGAUCUCAAUAAGGAUGUCAAGUUUGAGAUUCAGCCCUUCGGGGAUGUUAUGAUCGGACAAGGCUUUGAAGUGGUGUUGAACAUAAAGAAUCAAUCGACCACCAGUUCCCAUCAUGUAACUGGGAGGCUCGAUUUGAGCACAGAAACGUACACCGGUCGCUUCGCCAGCAGUGUUAAGCGCCAAGCGUUCGACGUUCACCUCAAGCCAGAACAGAAGACCAAGGUCAGCGUGAUGGUGACCUUUGAGGACUAUUAUGAAAAGCUGGUCGAGCAGAAUUAUUUCAGAGUCCAAUGCGAAGCAAAUAUAGCAGAAAUACACUUUGAUUAUUAUAUGUCGGAACCGUUCAAAUUUAGAGUCAGGAAUCCUAAAGUAAACAUUGAGUUUGAUGGGUCGGAGACGUUGACGUUGGAGCUAACGAAUCCUCUGCCGAUUGCUUUGAAUAACGGAAAGUUUAGGGUCCAUAUUGCAUCACAGAUAGAGGAAGAAAUCAAACUUAAUCAGAAGAUACCGCCGGGACAGGCGGCCCAAGCGACUAUGAAGGUACCGCAUCUAAGCCCUGGACGUUACAUCGUCCGGGCUCAAUUCUCUUCUGACGAGCUACACUAUCCCGAAGGCUACACCACGCUUAUACUUUAAUUCGUGAAAAUAAUUAUAAUUA
This is a messenger RNA of Aricia agestis (brown argus), 1975 nucleotides long. Its product is annotated as annulin-like. Gene Ontology annotation, molecular function: protein-glutamine gamma-glutamyltransferase activity. The record is from RefSeq and is a predicted model, not a curated record. NCBI's taxonomy places the organism in Eukaryota, Metazoa, Arthropoda, Insecta, Lepidoptera, Lycaenidae. Gene Ontology annotation, biological process: peptide cross-linking. The transcript is spliced from 11 exons. Bases 49 to 1953 code for a protein of 634 amino acids.